Messenger RNA from Adineta steineri, 2778 nucleotides. The record is from the annotation of a GenBank genome assembly. Lineage: Eukaryota; Metazoa; Rotifera; Eurotatoria; Adinetida; Adinetidae.
AUGUCAGACGGUCGUCAAUCACCUGGUAAUGCUGAAGCUGAUGGUGGUCCACCAGGUUCUGCAAUGCCUUCGACUGAUGCAGAUGGUUCAAAGAAACAAUCAGCCAUGCUUCGAACAGCUUUCGAUGAUGGUGCAUUAAAAGUUAUGGAAGAUGAAUUUCAAGCUGUUCUGACUGAACUUGUUGGUGGUGAUCGAAGUUUAGAUAAAUUUCGUGCGGAAUAUGAAAAACUUCAUAAAGCAUUACUUAAAUCUCAUGAUAGUGAAAAACGUUUAAUGCAAAAAUGUCGAGAAUUAAAUUCUGAACUUGUUACUAAUUCAGCAAAAGUACAAUCGGCAAUGAAAUUAAGUGAAGAAGAUAAGAGCGCAAUUAAUUCUUUACGAAAAGAAAUUGAAAAAGCAUGGAAAAUGGUUGAUGCUGCACAUGAAAAAGAACAACGUGCAAAAGAAACUAUUCAAAGUUUAAGAAUUGAAAUUAAUAAUUUAAGUAAUUUAGUCGAACAAGGAACAGGUGUAAGUGUUGGUCAAGAACAAGAUGUAAAUGAUUUGAUGAAUGCUCGCGCUGAAUUAGUACAAGAACGAGAUAAAUUAUUAAAUGAUAUAACCCAAUUACGUCGUGAACUUGAUAGUAAUUCAUUUAAACAAAGUGAUUUGGAAAAAGAAAUUCAACAAUCUAAUGAACAAAUAAUUUCAUUGCAAGAAAAAAUUACUCAAGCAAAAAAUGAUAAUAUGAGAGAAACAAAAAAACGAGAACAAGUUGAACUUGAACUUAAGGCAAAUAAACAAAAUUUAGAUUUAAGAAAUGCAGAAUUUAAAGCUCAAACAUCACAAUUUGAAGCUCAACAACAAGAAUUAAAAAAAGCACAACAACAUUUAAAACAAUUAAAAGAUGAUAAUGUACGUUUAACAAAAGAAAAUCAAAUACUUCAAGUUCGUCUAGAUAAUUCUCGUACACAAUUUACAGAACUUGUUACGACAAAUGAAAAACUUGCUAAUGAUUGUUCACGUCGUGUAAUUGAACUUAAAGAAAAAGAAGAUGAACUUGUACAAUUACGUAAAGAACGUGAUAGUGAACAAAAGAAAAAAGAUCAUGUUGAAAAACGUGUACGACAAGUUGAAGAUCAAAUUGGUGAAGUUGAACAACAACGUGAACGUUUACGUUCAACAAUAUCAUCAUUAGAACAAGAAAUCGAUCGAUUUAAACGAACUCAAGAUGAAAAUAAAAAACAAAUUGAAACAUUAACACGUGAACGUGAACAACUAAAUAAAACAUGUCAAAAAUUAGUUGCUGAUAAUCAAAAACAAACCGAUCAAGUUAAAACAUUUGAUCAAACAAAAAAAACUUUAGAACAAGAUAUAACUAAUUAUAAAGAUGAAGCAAGUAAACAACGAAAAAUUAUUCUUAAAAUGGAAAAAGAACGUGAUCGAUAUAUAACUGAAGCUGGCCAAUUAACAAAUCAAGUUCUUGCAUUAAUGGAAGAAGUCAAAAAGAAAGAACUUGAAUUAUUUGAUCAAAAGAAGAAAAUAGCUGAAUUAGAAACUCGUUUAAAACAACAACAAAAUUUAUAUGAAGCUGUUCGAUCUGAUCGUAAUCUCUAUUCGAAAAAUUUAAUUGAAUCUCAUGAUGAAAUUGGUGAAAUGAAACGUAAAUUAAAAAUAAUGAAUCAUCAAAUUGAUCAAUUGAAAGAAGAAAUUCAAGGUAAAGAACAAGAAUUAGUACGUGCACAAGCUGAUCACGACAAAGUUAAAAAAGAAAAAGAGCAGCUAAUCGUUAGUGUUGAACAAUUAAAACGAGAAGCAACGAAAAAAGAAGAAGCAUAUGCAAAUCAACAAGCUGAAUUUGAACGUUUAAAUAAACAAUUAUCUGAAGCAAAUGAUGAACGUAAAAAACAAUUGAAACAAUUACAACAAAUUAUUGCUGAACGUGAUGUUCUCGGUACACAACUUGUUCGUCGUAAUGAUGAACUUGCACUUCUAUAUGAAAAACUUAAAAUUCAACAAUCAACAUUAAAUAAAGGCGAAUUACAAUACAAAGGUCGUCUGGAAGAUUUACGUAUAUUAAAAUUAGAAUUAAAAAAAUUACGUCAUGAAAAAGGUACUUUACAAGAUAAAGUAUCGAAUACAGAUGAUCUUAAACGUGAAGUAUUUCAUGUUCAACGCGAAUUAUUACGUGAACGUACACGUUGUCGUGCAUUAGAAGAAGAAUUAGAAAAUCCAAUGAAUGUACAUCGUUGGAGAAAAUUAGAAGGUAGUGAUCCAUCAACAUUUGAAUUAAUACAAAAAAUUCAAAUACUUCAAAGACGUUUAAUACAAAAAACAGAAGAAGUUGUACAAAAAGAAUUAUUAAUACAAGAAAAAGAAAAAUUAUAUGCUGAACUUAAACGUAUUUUAGCUCGUCAACCAGGCCCAGAAGUUGCUGAACAAUUAUCGAUUUAUCAAGAAACUCUUAAAGCUAAAACAAAACAACUUAAAUCAUUGGCGAGUGAAGUUAAUAUGUAUGAAAGUCAAAUUGAUGAUUAUAAAUAUGAAAUUGAUAAACUGAAUCGACAAUUAACUGAAGUACGACAGAAAUAUUUCCUUCAGAAGAAAAAAGAAACAAUGAUUAAAGAACGAGAACGUAUUUCUCAAGCACAACAAGUUACAACAACAGUUAAUGGAAUUACAUUACAAGAACCACCACCUGAUCUUAUUCAACCAAAUCGAACAAUUGAUCAAGCUCGUUUCACUGGUGGAGGAUUUAAUCUUAAAGCUGCACCAAAACCUCCUACUCUCACUGCUUAA